Molecule: messenger RNA, 1919 nt
Organism: Cyprinus carpio (common carp)
Lineage: Eukaryota; Metazoa; Chordata; Actinopteri; Cypriniformes; Cyprinidae
Product: inositol polyphosphate-5-phosphatase A-like
Exons: 18
Coding region: 1-1662 (553 amino acids)
Biological process (GO): phosphatidylinositol dephosphorylation
Molecular function (GO): inositol-polyphosphate 5-phosphatase activity
Source: RefSeq, a predicted model, not a curated record
AUGUCGUCUCAGAGAGCGGCUCUCAUUGUACCCGAUGGAGGUCAGAGGUCAGUUGUGUUUGGGGGGUUUUGCCAGACGGUUCAGACGCACCGGCCGCUCUUCGUGGCUCUUCACUGUCAGGAGGUCGGAGGGAAGAACUACGAGGCGUCUAUGACACACGUGGACAGCUUCAUCAAAGAGCUGCUGUCCAGUGAUGCCUUGAAGGACUUCAGCCGCGCUCGUGUCUACCUCGACAAGAACUACAAAUCCCAGGAGCAGUUCACAGCUCUGGGGUGUUGCUACUUCAUCCACGAAUCCUUGAAAAACAUCCAGCAGUUUGAUUUCAAAGGUACGUGUGUCCCUUUAAUACGGCGUGUCAUCAAUCCCAUCAGAUCCAGCGCGGUCAAGGUUGUUUCAGAAGCUAUAAAACAUGCUAAGAUGGAGAAACCGAUAGGAAACAGUAAUUGUAAAAUGGGUCACAAGAUAAGAAGCGCUACAUCACGACCCCGCGAUGUGGCGCUGGCUCUUGCUGGCUGGACAAUGUGGUUCAACAGCCUUUUUGGAAUGGAGUCGCCGCUACCUCCUCCUCAGUGCGGUCAUUCAGAGUCGUGUUGGGAAAACCGACUUCAGAGCCAUUGUCCGACGGCGCAGUGUCUUCAGCCUACCCCUGCAUCUCAGAGGCUAUGCGCCCGUGGACACAAGUUUGCCCUUCCCGCCCCGAGGGUCACAUUCCAGUGCAAUAAUGGUGGUGGGAAGGCUCGCUUUUCCCAGCAGGCGCCACUAAACCUCUGGGUGGCAAGCCACCAUAAAGUCGAUUCCCUGUCAGAGGUCAUUCCUGAGGCCUCCGGUGGUCCAUUGAGCCGGCCGUCAGUGAGCACAUUCCCUGGAAUGCUAACAUUCUCCCUGGAUUCUCCUCCGGUGCGGGACAAAAGCUGCUUUAGUGCGAUGCAGCGCUUUGUGUGCCUCUGGGGUCUGGUGCUGCACUGGGGAGUCUCCAACAGCGCGGUAUGGAAGGCGGUGUGGAAAGGUUUAAAUGUGGUUUACCUUGUGCUUUUGAUCACGGAUCAGCGCUUCGAGCGGCUGCCGCACUUCAUCUUCGGCGACUUCAACUUCAGGUUGGACUCCAAGCAGGUCAUCGAGUGCGAAGCCCCACGUAACACCCCCUACAUUGAGUGCUACACUGCCCACGCCGGGGCUGAUGGGAGAAGCUGGAACUCCGCGUUGAGUCUGUGCUCAGCAACCGGCCAGCAUGCAGACGGUUCGUCCUCCAGCUGGAAGAAAGAAGUUAUUCAGCAUACAUUCGCUACAUUAAUCAGGACGUUUUCCGGGAAAACAAUGGAACGCUGCUCUUUAGAGUUCGACAGAGAGCUGUCUGUGUUUAAGGAGCGUCUGCAUGAGCUGGACAUCUCGUUUCCUCCGAGCUAUCCGUACAGUGAAGACUCCAGUCAGGGAAAGCAGUACAUGAACACUCGAUGUCCAUCCUGGUGUGACCGCAUCCUCAUGUCCGCCUCGGCCAAAGACCUGCUCGUCAAGCCAGAGAACGAGGAGAAAUCUAUAACGUAUGACAACAUCGGACCCAGCGUGUGUAUGGGGGACCACAAGCCGGUGUACUUGUACUCUCGGUUAAACACAGGAGCAGGUAAACCUCACGCACACAAGCACAAGUGUUGUGUGCUGCAGUGAUCCGGAAAAUGGUGCCAAAGGGUGGAGAAGAUUUCAUGAAAAGCGUCCCUGUGAGAAGCUCUGACACGGGUGGAUGGACACACACACACACACACACACACACACACACACACACACAGAGGACCCUGUAAAGACUUUUCAGCAGGACUGACCAGUCGCAUUUGUCCAGUGCAUGCAAUCACGUCCAUAGAAACGACACACUGAGUUCAUGAAUGCUUCACGAGUCGAGAUCAUGAACACACACACACACACACAUA